AUGCUUUCUUACCUCGGCCUCUUGGUCUUGGUCUUAGUUCACAUCACGCCUCUGUCUCUGGCAGACGCACCGUGCCCUUCCAAUCAGUACUACGACUCACUGUCUGAGGAGUGCGAGUCUUGCGUGUUGCGAUGCGGUUCCCCUCCGUCAGUUUGCACAGCGUUUUGUGCUGAGCCUGAGGCCAUAGAGUCAUCAUCAGGCAGCAGCAUACGAGUGGUUUUGGUGAUUUUGUUCGUCUUCCUGGGAGUGGCCAUGACACUGGCCAUGACACUGAUCCUGCAGUUCCUGAGAAGAAAGACGUGUAAAACUGACCCCAAUCACAGAGUGCCUUGCCAGGAGGAAAGAGGACCAACGGUGUUACAAGAAGAGGAGGCCCUUGACAUCCCAGAAGGAACUGGAGGCGCCCUUGCAGAUUUCAGCCAAGCUCACCACGAAGGACAGAGUGGAGUAACUCCCAAUUCCAGCCUGCCCCUUCCCUCCACUGAAGAAGGAACAACUGUACUAGUCACUACAAAGACUGGACAGAGUUAUAACAGUUGUAGAUGGACACAGAACACUGGCAAUAAUAAUAGAGCUCACAACCUGUUUACAUCUUCUGGCUUUGUGCCCUGA
Messenger RNA from Engraulis encrasicolus (European anchovy), 612 nucleotides. Its product is annotated as tumor necrosis factor receptor superfamily member 17. Lineage: Eukaryota; Metazoa; Chordata; Actinopteri; Clupeiformes; Engraulidae. The record is from RefSeq and is a predicted model, not a curated record. Gene Ontology annotation, biological process: tumor necrosis factor-mediated signaling pathway. Gene Ontology annotation, molecular function: signaling receptor activity. The coding region runs from base 1 to 612 and encodes 203 amino acids. The transcript is spliced from 3 exons.